This is a messenger RNA of Aspergillus novofumigatus IBT 16806, 1409 nucleotides long. Its product is annotated as MBL fold metallo-hydrolase. Bases 375 to 1409 code for a protein of 344 amino acids. NCBI's taxonomy places the organism in Eukaryota, Fungi, Ascomycota, Eurotiomycetes, Eurotiales, Aspergillaceae. The record is from RefSeq and is a predicted model, not a curated record. The transcript is spliced from 4 exons. Gene Ontology annotation, molecular function: transferase activity.
GAGAGUUGAGGGUAUAGGACAUUAAAUUGAGCUCUUGAAACUAUGUUGGCUGAAGUAUGGUGGAAUUGUAGGGAUUUUGUAGGUGGGUCAUAAGCCGACCUCAGUAUGAGGUAAUAAGCACAAAUAUAUAUCUGUAGAGGUGAACCAAACAAGUAUUUACAUCGAACAUUUGCCAUUGAAUUACAAGUAGACAAAGCAAAAAAAAAGUCUCUCCUCAAAUACCAAGUAGUCUAGAGUGACAUUAUCAACGAGGCCUCGUGCAGCCCAAGGCAUAGCCCUCCACCUGCUGCAGCCUGCGCCUGCAUGGCCCCUCUGUCAUUACCCCUCCACGCAACAAGAUCUUCCUCAUCGACGUAUCGUCCAAUAUAAGCAAGAUGCCCAGCUCUAACCUCGUCGAGAUUGACUCUCUCGAAGCACUCGUCAUCAUCGACAACGAGCUCGACCCCUUGUCGCCCGCCGCGCCAGACACCGUCCACGUCUCCGGCCUGAUGGGUAGCCUUGCCACGGGGUCUCCUCAUGACCUCAAGGACAGGGGUGAUGCUCAGAAGGAGCUGAGAAUGGAAGACAUCUGCUGCUCCGCGCACGGUUUGUCAAUACUAGUGACUGCGACGAAAGGUGACGUGAGCCAUUCAGUGCUCUUCGAUGCUGGCCCGGAGGAAGAUGCUUGGGAGAGGAACGCGAAGCGGCUACGGGCGGAUCUUGCCUCUGUAGAGGUUAUCCAGUUGUCGCAUUGGCAUAGGGAUCACUCGGGUGGUCUUCUGCGCGCGAUUCGCUUGAUCAACGAGGCCAAGCAGGGCAAGGGCCGUGCCGGGGGCCUGUCGGUAGAUUUGCACCCUUCGCGCCCCGACUAUCGAGGGAUGGCUAUCGGUCAGAAGCUCAUAUCCCUCCAAGCUGAUCCCACGUUCGAGGAGAUCGAAGCAGCUGGGGCGGAGGUCGACAAACAUGGCGAGGCGCAUACUAUUCUCGAUGAUUUCUUUUUCGUAUCUGGUGAAAUCCCUCGGCAAACUGCCUACGAGAACGGACUGAAAGGAGGGAUGCGCUUCAGCCACGAGGACAACGAUUGGUUUUCCGACGAGCUCAUUGCUGAUGAACGAUUCCUGAUGUGUAAUCUGAAAGGGAAAGGAAUCGUCAUGUUCACGGGCUGCAGCCAUGCUGGAGUGGUCAACGCGGCCAAGCAUGCGGUUGAAUGCCUGGAUGGUUCUGUUCCUCUUCAUGCGGUUGUGGGAGGCUUCCAUCUAGCCACUAGUGAGGAACAGCAGACGGAGAGCACGAUCAAAGAUCUGAAGAAGCUCGAUCCGGCUGUGCUUCUGCCGGGGCACUGCACGGGUUGGCGGGCCAAAUUCGCCAUCGAGAGGCUUAUGCCUGGGACUCUGGUGCCUUGUACAGUGGGCAUCAAGGUCACAUUUUGA